AAAUCCAUCGCAAACCAUACAUUUCGGCGGUUUGAGGGUGAAGAGAGGAGCUUUAAGGAUAAGUGCCAUUUACACGUAGAGUUGUAUCUCAACGCUUAGUCUGUUAGGUGUGAAAAAUUGUUUUUAUCGAAACGGUGUGGCCAUAAAUUAGCUCAAUUAUUUCACUACUGGCCCUACCCAAUCGCCAAUUCUAUGCGAUGUCGUUUUUAAACGGGGGACCCAGGAUAUAAAGCGAGGACAUCUUUGAUUUUUUCAAGAUUUUGCGGAGGACUUGCUUGAAAUAAUUUCCAUUCUGUCUAGGAAUUUACUUAAAAAAAAAAAAUGGAAGCACCUGUUAAUGAUUCAAAGAUUAUAGUCCCUUUUGUGCCAUCACUUUUGCACUUCUCAUUGGUAAAAGUAGCUUUUCCAUUGUUCAAAAGCUUUGAUAAUGCAACUUGGUGUAUCAUCAUGGAAGAAAUGAAGCGCUCAAGUUCUGCAGAAUUUAAUGAAGCUAGGUCUGAAAAUCCUAAGGUAAACAAAGCAAAGGAAAAUUUACUUCACAUUCCUUCACAUUUAAGACUCGGAAUAUUAGAAACAAUUAUGGGCUUGCAUUCUGCUGUCGCACAAUGGCGUAUGAACCAUCCACUUUCAGAUGAUUUUCCUGAACUUCUUUUCUUUAAAACUGAUGGAACAGUUGAUAGAAUUAAGACAGUUCAGCAAUUGGUUCUGAAUGAAGAUAUAAAUAUCGAACGGAGGUUUGAUUUGGCUUGCUCCUAUUUCUUGGGCAAUACUAUACACACUUUGUGGGCAGAAAUGAAGAGAUCUGGUAAGGCAGCCAAAUCUUUGACAGCUUAUAAUCCUGUUUCACGUUUUUGGGUUAGAAGGAUGCGUCGUAAAUAUCGGGUUCCGUGGAUAUAUGCCGUUCAAUUACAACUUGACCUUCCUGAUGAAUUUUUGAGUAGUCCGACACCAAGAUUCAGUGCUUUCUUUCCUUUCUUGCGGCCAAAAGCCAGGGAGAGGUUUCUUAUCUCUUUAAUGAAGACCACACCAGAUGAUUUCCUGUUAUGUCUGUAUGGAGCAACUAAAGAAGAAGAAUUGCAAAUAUUGGAAAUGGAUACUCCAAAACUCCUUUGUCUCUAUUUGGAUUGGCCACUGCAAAGUUUCUUCCUUGAAAUAGUAGAAAAAUUGUGGAAUUUUAUUGAUUCUUCUCUUUUUAAAGCAGUACUAGAGAUUAUUUACUCAUACAGUAUGAGCAGGAAGGAUUUUGAUUAUGACAAACUUUAUAUGGACUUUUGGGAAAGAAGCCCUAAUAACUUAAAGGAAGAAGCAAAGGCGUGCCCACUUUUCGGCAACAAACUUAAAUUGUAUUACGAUUCAAUUAGAAAGAAGCAAAAAGGUGAAUUUUAUAAACUGACAGGUCCAAACAGGAAAAGAUAUGAAUUACCUCCUGAUCUCGAGCAUGCAAUAAAUGUGUCAGUAGACUGCUUUCUUGCCAACAUGUUUGUUUAUCUCUUUGAUUUAGAUGAACCAGCGAUAUAAGAUUAUCACCUUCUCAAAAAAUGCUAUACAAAUUUUUGAAUUGCAUAUGAAAAAAUACCUUCAUUUUCCAAAACAUUAAAAUGUCAUCUACACCAUUACAACUUGAAGCUACAUUUUUUUUGUUAAGUGUUCAAAGAGUUUUUGGAUUGACUAUCUUUUCCUACAAUGUCAGAAAUGUUUUACCUUAUAUUUAACGUAUCAUUUUUUAUUCUAUCUCACUAAAAAGUGUGAUAAUAGUUUAAAAGUACUAUUUGGUUUUAAAAUAUUAUCGUAAGUGAGUAGAAUUUCAUUAUGUUUUCAAUUUCAUGAUAGUAGGCUGUCACAAUAUUACUUUGUAGACAUGACCACAUAUGAUACUAACAUUACUGAUUUCUGUCAGCAUUGGAGUUUGUGUUAAGCAUCUCUCUGUCCAUUUCAUUGUAACAAUUCCUUCAUUUUGUGAAAAUUAAAAAUCAGAUUAAGAAAAAUAAAUAUCUAAAAGUUAUAUUUGAAAUAUCUUUUGGCUUGUCUUGUCUAAGGCAGUGUUUAUGGUACUUGGUUUUUAAAAAAUGAAAGAUAUUAAUUAUGCAUUUCAAUAAAUAAUAAUAUAUUUUAAUUCUUGAAAUUUAUAAAAUUUCACCUUCACAUCAAUUUAGUAAUUUACUAUCUCAUUCACUAUUUAUUUUAUGGCUAGAGAUAAUUAUUUAUAUCGCAAAGAAUUUUGAAUGAUUUUCAAUAUAAAUUAUGCUACAUGAUUCUUAUCUUCUCUGCGAAGAAAUGCUCAGCUUCUUAUUACAGAUAAAAUAUUUCCUUUAUGCAUUUUAAUAAAAAUUGUAUGGAUGAAGCUGGAUUCAAUUUAAUUCAAUAAAACAUAAUUCUACAUGUAGGUUUUAUUCUAAAAUAAUAUUUCAUUUUUUUUUAUUAUUGGCUUUUUUGAUAUAAUUAUGUUGAUGUCUUAAAUAGUUUUUUUAUGCUGUAAUUUUUAAAAUUUUGAAGAAAUGUAUGAGUUUUUUUAAAUUUCAAAUGGGAUAUACAUUUAUAAGCUCAAUUGAUUACUGGUUUUAUGUAAAUGUUCAUUGUAAUAUUUUUUAAGAAAAUAAAAUUUUAAUAUAUUAAAAAUAUAUUUAUCUAUAUAGUACUAAGCAAUUCUUUUUACUGAGGCAGUACAGAGGUUUCACUCUCGUAAGUAUUUGAAGCAACUCAUUUAACUGAACUGUGGUGACCUAAGAUAAGGUCCCAGUUUUCAGAUCCUAAAGUUUCAAGUUUGAAAUCCUGUUCUAAAGAAUUACCUGAAAAAAGGUGUGAUGUAUGUAAAUCCAUUGGACACAGAUGUUUUGCUAAUGUGGCAUGAAAAUUUGGAGAAUGGAUCCUGGCUCGGAUAACUACCUUGUCAUAUAGCCCUUCUGUUGUGCUCAAUUCCAUUUCUACCCAUAUGCUGCUUAAUUUUGUAAAUAAAUUUAAAAUAACAUGCAUAUUAUUUUGUGUCUUCAUGAAUGUGGUCAGUUUGUUAUUCUGUGAAAUAUACUCGUCUUUUGUUGUGAUUGCUAUAUAAGCCUAUUUGUUUUAAAAAAUAAAAAGUUUACCUACAUUUUGUUUAGGUCUUUUUAGACCCUUAUGUUAAAAUGCACGGAUUUAAAAAGAAAAAGUACAAUUUUCUCAUUUGU
Argiope bruennichi is the source of this 3161-nucleotide messenger RNA. RefSeq lists its product as uncharacterized. The transcript has 2 exons. The record is from RefSeq and is a predicted model, not a curated record. The coding region runs from base 322 to 1518 and encodes 398 amino acids. Lineage: Eukaryota; Metazoa; Arthropoda; Arachnida; Araneae; Araneidae.